UGAGGCAGAGCGUACUGUACGAGUAUAGUAUGCUCUACCUCUGUGUGUGCGCGUCUGCGCUCCAGACUGUUGCAAUUUGCAAGACAAUGCAAAAUGCAAAUGGAAAAACCCCACCACAGCUCCCACUUUGUCCCCUUGAAUCCCCCGAUCCUCCGCUAUGGUGCAUCCGCAUGGCGGAUCGCAACAUCCGCCGGACGGGCGACGGGCGUGACUACCAGUACAUACAUUAGAUUGAAGGGCACGGCAUGCGUUUAUUACUCCCUCCAGCCCACCAAGACCGCCCAGUAUCUCAUUGUGUUAUUAAUUUCCUCCAUGAGUAAGGCUUUCUGCGACUCCAUUCUCAACGGGCAAUCCGGCAGUAGAUUGCAUCCCGUCUCAGCCCUGAAGAAAGUUGUGGAGACAAUUAGGAACGUCAAAAUGUUUGGUAUACGGAGUACAUUUACACCGAUUUGCUUGUUCCAGGCCGGCGGCUUCAGGGUGCAAGAAUGGUGGCCGCCAUCUAGCCUUAAGCCAUGUUGGCUGCACUGCCUGCGGUUUAUCCAUCUUGCUGGAACGUCAGGGGUCGGCCGCGCGCCUUUGGGCCAGGAAGAAGGGCCGAAGAGCACGCAGCGGACUAACAAACGGCAUCAUCGAAGCUCUAUUCUCGAAAAAUGACAAUUAUGACCCAGGCUUCCACUCUUGCGGCCGGCAACGGGUGUCA
Messenger RNA from Aaosphaeria arxii CBS 175.79, 700 nucleotides. RefSeq lists its product as uncharacterized. The record is from RefSeq and is a predicted model, not a curated record. The transcript has a single exon. The coding region runs from base 94 to 654 and encodes 186 amino acids. NCBI's taxonomy places the organism in Eukaryota, Fungi, Ascomycota, Dothideomycetes, Pleosporales.